GGAGCCUGGCCGCAGCCCGAAGCAUCGCGGGCUCCCGCGGCGCUCCGCAUCCCGACCUCCUCGCUCCGGCAGCGGGGCUUUGCCUUCGCUCGGCGCUCGCCGUGCCCGGGGGAGCGUUUGCCUUGCGGGGCCGCCUGCUAUUGUGCUGAAGGCGAGGGUGUGCGUGGGUGUGUGGGCGUGGGUGUGUGCCCGUGUCCGUGCCGCUUUGUGCUGCCCCUCCGAGCCGGUUUUUGCUACAUGUGGCGUUUCGCUUGUUAACGCCGACGAGGAGCGAUCGCGGCGGUGUAUAACGCGAGUGGCGGGAGGAUGCACGGGGAGGACAGCCAAAAAAAUACCCCAUCGUCUUCCCAGAGAGUCCUGUGUUCUUUCAGCUUUGCUGAAAAGCAGGAGCUGUCAGAAAGAUGACUUUGUUUCACAUGAUGCUUCUCCAGAGCAGCAUUGCUUUGUUCAAGCUCCAGUAAGCCAUUUAUCAUCUAACUGCCAUCUCGUUUUAAUGAGCUAUGAAAUCUGCUGCUUUUCACGGUUGAAAGGCAGUGGUACAUCGCAUCUGUUUCUUACCCUUUCCUUAAGAUCUGGAGCAGAAACUGACAACGUCAAAAAGGCAGUCUGAGAGAAUGCUAACCACUGGUCCCUAGCAGUGUAUCCUGAUUUCUGAUCCCUUGUAUUAAAGAAAAUCCCCGUUUCAGAGAGGGCAAGACUGUGAAAGUAGAGAAUACCACACCCCAUCUUUAAAAAAGAGAAGAUCAAGUCUGGAGUUUCUCUGACUUCGUCUGAAAUUGUAGGCAUGAUCAAUUUGUUUAAGAAACCUUACAAGAAAAAAGCAGGCAAAUUCCAGCCUUUCAAGAAGCUCUUCGGUAAGAGGAAGAAAAGAGAGCCCACCUCAGACUGCGAGGAAGGCAAGCUGAAGCCCAGCCACUCCUUCGGCAACGUCUGCAACGGCACUUUCUCCUCCGAUGAAGAGCCAAACGGUGGUCUGAGGUCCUCCCAUUAUUCUAUGGGCAGUCGAGCUUUUUCCCAUGACAGUAUUUUUAUACCUGAUGGGAGAACAGAGAGUGAACAGGCCAUCCAAGCAAUGUCACAGGAGAACGUUUUAGGAAAAGUCAAAACUCUUCAGCAACAGUUGGCCAAGAACAUAAAAUUUGGGCAGCCUCCACAAAUGACAGUUUCUGUGAGGACAAUGGGGGAGGCAAAUGCUAGUAUGGAAGAGGAUGUGCUGCUCAGUAGCCCCAUGGAGAUUGAGACUCAGCAGGACACAGUGAUCUCAGACAGUGGUAAUAAAUCCACUGACACUGGAGAUUUCUUGAGAGCAAUGAAUUUGCCUGUAACAGGACAUGAAGUGGAAGAAAAGGUCACUCCAGUCAAAUCAUCUCGGCCGAAAAGACAAUUUUCCUGUUCUGGCACAAUUGAAACAAUCAAUUUGGAUGCAGUUCCCCAGGCUGUUGCUCGUCUAGACAACAGUGCAGCUAAACACAAGCUGUCAGUGAAGCCAAAAAAGCAGAGGAUGUCAAGAAAGCACAAGAGAUUAACAAAGGGAUCACAAAGUUUAACAAUAACAGAAUUUGAGCCAGAGGACCUAGAAACUGAGGUGUAUGGAGACACAUACCCAGGGUAUAAUGGACACAUCAUAGCAGACAAGCUAAUCCAGAACAGAGAUGAGCAGAAGCACCUUCAGCUGGCAGAGGAGAAAAGAAUUGAAGAUCACUGGGGGAUCUUUGAGGCUGAAAGGAUAAGGCAGAUUGUAGAAAUGGAAGAACAAAGAGAAAUGGAAGAACAAAGGUGCCAAGAACUUGAGCAGAUUCAGAAAGAGCAGGAGAGAAGGCAUUGUGAAGAAGAGAGGAGGCAGUAUCUCCUUGAAGGAGAGACAUCUGUGGAAAUAGAAGAGCAAACAUGCCCUAAAGAGGAGAGAGGACUGCUGGAGGCUGAAAAGAGGCAAGAGCUGGAGGAGCAGAAGCAGCAGAAACUGGAGAAGCAGAGGCAGAAGGAGUUGGAGGAGCAGCAGGGACAAGAGCUGGUGGAGCAGAAGUGCCAGGAACAAGAGGAGAAGCAGAGACAAGAGCUGGAGGAGCAGAAACUCCAGGAACGGGAGCAGCAGAGGCAGAAGGAGUUAGAGGAGCAACAGAGACGAGAGCUGGAGGAGCAGAGGCACCAGGAACAGGAGGAGCAACAGAGACAAGAGCUGGAGGAGCAGAAACUCCAGGAACAGGAGGAGCAACAGAGACAAGAACUGGAGGAGCAGAAAUGCCAGGAACGGGAGGAACAACAGAGACAAGAACUGGAGGAGCAGAAGCGCCAGGAAUGGGAGGAGCAACAGAGACGAGAGCUGGAGGAGCAGAAGUGCCGGGAACAGGAAGAGCAGAGACGUAAGGAGUUGGAGGAACAGAAGCAUCAGGAAUGGGAAGAGCAGAGGUGCAAGGAGCUGGAGGACCAGAAGAGGCUAGAGCUGGAAGAAUUAAGGCAACACAAGAUUGAAAAACAGUGUCAAGAGGAAGAAGAAAGAAAUUGGCUGGAGGAACAAAAAGAACUCAAGGAAGAAAAUAAGGAAUUAAAACAGAGACGAGAGCUAGAAGAGAAAGAGCUUCAAGAAGCUGAAAUAAAACCUAAGCAGGAGAAAGAAGCUGAGAGCCUCAAACAACAAAAGAAACAGGAGGAACAAAGGCAUUUGAAGGAGAAAGGAGAAAAGACAGAGAAGGAACAACCCCAGCAAGUAAUGGAUAAGAAAAAGAAACGGGAAGAGCAGAGAAAACACAAGCUCACAAAACAAAUGCACAUGGAAAGUGCAGAAGGUCUGCAACAAGAUGAACUGAAGCAGCAAAAGGAACAAAAUGAACAAGAGUGGAACAAGCUGGAAGAGCAGAAGGUAGACACAGAAGGACAAAAUCUUCAGCAAAAACAACAAGAAAAAUCCUUGGAACAGCAACAGGACAAGGAUCAGUUGUGUUCUGGAGGGACUGACAGGCAUCCAGUAGAGGAGAAGCUCCAAGAAGGAUCAAGAUCGCAAAAACUCAAACAGUCAGAAGAAGGGAAUAAAACAGCAGAAGAAGUCCUAGCCCAGAAACUGAAGAGAGAAGUUGAGGCUCAGGAGCAAAAGCGAAUAGGCGAAGAACUUAGGUGGCAAGAGGUAGAUGAAAGACAGACUGCAUCUAGACCCUUCACAUUUCAAGUGUCUUCUGGAGAUAAACAGAUCAUAUUUCAGAAAGUAAACCUGAGUCCAGUCAUGCCCGUCAAAGGAGCAGGACACUCUUCCCCAUCUGUCAAAGACUACAGGAUGCACACUUCCAGCAAGGGCUCUCAUACGCUCCCGUCUUCUGUGUGUGUACCCCAUACAGCUAUUUUGGUUACUGGAGCACAGCUGUGUGGCACAGCAGUUAACUUGAACCAGAUAAAGGACACGGCUUGUAAAUCGUUACUUGGGUUAACGGAAGAGAGAAAAAAUGUGGAUAUUCCUUCACCAGAGAAAGCCCAGAAAAAAACCCAGGAUCCCAAACCCAGCAGCAGUAAAAUGAAAUAUGCACAAGAGACAUUGAACAACCAGGCUGUACUAGCUGAGUGGGCUUCCAUCCGCUCCAGGAUCCUAAAGAAUGCGGAAAACAGCAAAUACAAUGAGAGAGACCGGGUGAGUGUCUGCAGACACAGUGAUGACUGGACACCCCGAGGACGGGGUGUUCCCCAUGGCAACUUGAGGAAAACCCUCUCUGCAAAUGCAAAGUUCUCGAUAACGCCAGCAUGGCAGAAAUUUUCAGAAGCUUCAAAACCCAGUUCAGAUGCUGAGAACCUAAGUGCGGCAAAAGGCAAUGAAACAGUGGCUGUGGGAAGAAUCACUGGCUCAUCCAGUGAUUCAAAGGAGGAUGCGGCUUCCACUUUUAAGGAUCACUUAGCUGAAAAGGCUAAGGCGAAAAUGGAAACCCAUCGUGAAAUGACAGACAACACAGAAGGCUGUAAAUUUGCAAAAGAUCUUCCAUCUUUCCUUGUUCCAAGCUUUCCUCAUUCUCCGAGUAAAGAAUUACCCCAGGCAGGACUUCCCGGUGCUCUGGAAAAUGAGCAGAGUAACAGCACAAAAAAAGCAGACAAACCAGCACCAAAUGGAGAAGAAAAUGUUUCUCCUUUUGGGAUAAAGUUACGAAGGACAAACUACUCUUUACGUUUUCAUUAUGAUCAACAGGCAGAGCAAAGGAAAAAGAAAAGAUACAGUGCAGGAGAUAGUUUUGAUGGUGUGCCUGACCCACUAGUUACAACAGAAGGUGAGAAAGAAUCCUCUGUUUUUGCUCCACAAGAGACUACAUCCCCUGGCAUGGGGAGAGCGAACAUCACUGGCUUUUUAAAAGAUUCAAAAGACACUUCAGUUACUGUAGCGGAGAUUUCACAACCAGUGGGCACACCAGCGGUCCUACCAGCCACCGGCCAGAGUGCUUUACCCCCUCCUCAUGAGAAACCAGCAGGCAAGUCACUGGUCCCACAGAAACCUGCUUUAGCUCCAAAGCCCACCAGCCAGACACCGCCAUCGUCUCCUCUCUCUAAAAUGAACAGGUCAAACCUAGCUGAUGCAGUAGGACAAAGGUUGGUUAAAGCUGAAUCGGACGGUGGUUGGAGAAAAGAAGACAGAACAAAUGCAGUGCACCCCACACCAUCCAAUGAGUACAGAAAUGAAGAGGAAGAAAUCAGAGAAAAGAAGUCAUUUUUCCCAUCAAUAAGUAUUCCAUGGAGAGAAAAAAAUGACAAAAAGCCUGAGCCGCUGAAGAAAGAAAAACCAGUCCUCCAGAGCAGGCACUCUUUAGAUGGGUCUAAAGUGAUGGAAAAAGUUGAAACAUCACAACCACUUUGGAUUACAUUAGCGCUGCAAAAGCAAAAGGGAUUUCGUGAGCAGCAAGCUACGAGGGAAGAGAGGAGACAAGCCAGAGAGGCGAAGCAAGCAGAGAAGUUGGCUAAAGAGAAUGCUGCUGUAAGUAAUCAGUCAGAUAAUAAAAGCAGCAGCAGCAGCAAAACAAGCACACUGCAGAAAUCUUCAACUCAAGAAGGGGAGAAGAAGAUUGAGACUGCUGUGUCAAGACUAGAAAGAAGGGAACAGCUAAAAAAGUCGAACACUCUUCCAACUUCUGUGACAGUGGAAAUUUCAGAUUCUGUUCCGUCAACCCCGCUGGCAAAGGAGGUGGCCAAGAGAUUCUCUACUCCUGAUGCUAACCCUGUGUCAACAGAACCAGCCUGGCUUGCAUUAGCCAAGAGGAAAGCAAAAGCCUGGAGUGACUGUCCACAGAUCAUAAAGUAAACUGUAACAUUACAUCUCUAUUGCUAUUAAUUGCUUUCUUUUUAUUUAUUCAGCUUUUUACACAUGAUAAAAUUGAAAAUGCAUGUAUUGAAGGACUGAAAACUGAACUGAUUACCAUUUUGCUGUAGCUCACUGUAAAGGCUACUCAAGUCAUAUAUUUCAUUGCUUUGACAAAUAGCUAAAUGAGGUGACGGCAAAAAUUUCAGAGCCAGACUCACUCAAAAAUUUAAGAAUGCUCAGAUACUGGAUGUAAAUUUUAGCAAGUAUCGUAACAAGAACUUCAGUUCAGAAGCUCCUUAAAUUCCGUGGGUAUCCAGUUCCGGAAUUUUAGAUCUCUACACUUAAGUGGAGAUCUCAUAAAUUUUUUUCAACACUCCCUAGUUGAAAAUUAAGGCAAGAUGCAUGUUCCCUUCUCUUAUGCCUAUCUUUUUUUUAAGUGUUAAACUGUAUGAACUGUCAGUUCUACCUGCUAUUUGAAAGCUUCUUCCUCAAUGAAGAACUUGGGGAGAUACCAUUCCACCUGCAAAUGGUAAGUAGAAAAAUGCUACCAUCCAAAUGCUGAGGUAAUUUCUUUCAUCAUAGGAUUAAUACACUAUGUCUCUAGUCCCUCACUCCUAGGAAGAAAGCAAUUCAUCCUACUUAACAAACACCACCCCCAAACCACUAUUCAAACAAAAAUCAGAGGUUUUAGAAAGAAGCCAGGGAGUCAGUGUUUCUUCUAGUCAUUUAAGUGCAUCACUGUUUGUGCUUGGCCAUACUAAGAUGUGUGGAGACAGUGAUUGCAGAUUACAACUUUAAAUCAAUUGACUGGAACUAAAACAAGUAAAACUAUUCCUGCGCUCAUGUAGCUGUAGAAUUUGUCUCAGUAAGUUCCCACAGGAGUAAGACUUGCAAAACUGAAGUUAACUGAGAACUGAAAGCUAAGUCAGUGAGAGUCUCAGGAGUUUUAACUCUGCAUUCUUCCUGAUUUUACUCCACAUGCAACUUCAGGUAGUUCAGACAACUUCCUGUACUUUGACCAAUACAGCCAGAACACUUCAGAAAGAAGUUUACUUACCCCAUCUCAGGUAUUUGCUGUGGUAAUUGAACACUUUAUUACUUCUUGUAACUAAAAUAGAAAUGUUCACCCCCUCCCACUUACAAAAAAGGAUAAAGUCCUUGUAAUAAAACCUUUACUAUCCUCAACAUCCCACAGAAAUAACUAGGUCUACAUUUUUUAAAAGUCACCCUAGUAUAUAAAUCUGUAACACACCUGAGUUUUACAAGGAAGCCUUUAACAAAUUUGAACAUCUCCUUAUAACCAUAAGGCUCAAAGGAGCCUUUAAGAUCGUAUCAUCAUAAAGUGAGACAUUUUCACAAGAAGAAAUUGCAUCAUUAUAGAAUGAUACCGCAUAUGUUUUGUGGAAGUAUUUUAGCCAAACUGCUGUAUGCAGCAUGAGGAGUGGCACUUUAAAUUAUGCAGAAAACAGAAUGAAACCUGCCCUAUCCUCCCGUUCCAGGAAUCAAAAAGGGGUUGUCGGCAAAAGUCAUUAUUGAAUACGCUAUCUCCCACCAAACAGAAAACAACAGUUCAGUAUCAUGGUUAUAACAGCACAAACACAAUGGACGUGUUAGAUUGAGUAGAUGUGCAGCAGCAAGAUAGGGCUUCUUGGGUCUCUUAAGCCAUCAGUUUUGCUCAGUUUCAUAUUUAAAACCUGAAUCUCUAAAGUAACUUUUUACCUUUAAUAUAUGUAUUUAAAAUGUUUUAUACAAAGAUGGGGCAAUGCUGCUCUCAAAAGCUUGGGUGGGGGGGAGGGGGGGAAGCCUUCAAAGUCAAACCUCUCCAAGCUUAUCUGAAGAAAGAACUGGGCCCAUAACUAUUUUUGCUCUGCACCAUGAAUUAGUGCAUCUUACGUUAAAUUUACACUUUUUCUGUGUUUAUAAGCCUGUGGUAUGUAUUUGUAAUUACAAGAACUACACUGCCUGAAAUCCAUCUUUAUGAUUAUGUCUUGGGAGAAGGAGCCAGGCAGAAAUAUAGAGAAGGUGGAGUAAAUCAGGAUUAAAGAAUUAAAGAUACUGGUAUUCUGAAAAGCAUAGCAAAAUUAGGUGCUAUUGUGCAUGACAUAAGGAUGCAAUUUUCCAAUACAAUACAUUAUAGCACAUAGAUUAGAGCUUUCAUUAAGGAUGGUCUUAAUCUAAAGCUUCAAAGCAGAGGUUUUUUUCAACCAUAAAGGUAUCUAGUGUAAUCAUGGAAACUGUAUUAUGUACAGUACUUGAUGGAAACAUUUCUAAAGUGUACACGUUCAACAGUGACAUUUCAUGUUAAAUUAACAAAAAUUUGCACUAAAUACCAAUGAAGUGAAGUGUUACUUUGCUUUAGCUUUGUUGCAACCAUUUCUGAUAAAUUGUUGGAAAUCUGUAAAAAUAAAACCAAAACAUUACUACCAAGUUUAAAACAGCAAAAAUGUUUUAAGAACCAAACAAACCACUAUGUAGUAUAUUGUCUCAAUUUUUUGUAACUUAUACACACAAAAUACCAUUUCUUCUGACAAGGUUAUAUAUAUGAUUAACCUCUAUGUUCAUAUAGUAAUGUAUAAAAACUAUAAGAUGUAUAAUUGUGGGGUAUUUGUUGUGUACUUUUUUAAUUUUUCAAAUGUUUUAAAGUGCAAUUGUUUAUUAUACUAAUGUCAUUUUAAUUCUUAUUAAACUAUAACCCAGUCAAAAUUAUCUAAUCAAUGAUGUAUGUAUUCUGUGUCUCCUUUUGCUAAUAGUGUAGGUCACGUUUGCUUUAUAAAUAGAACUUUUUACAGUGCUACAACUGUCCUGUCUAUGCAUUUCUGCUAACAAUACAAUGGAGGAACCAGACGUGAUGAAGCAACAUAGCAAGUGCAACUUCUACUUUACUUUUUAAUUGAAGAUGUUAGAAUUCAAAGUCUCAGCAAACAGAGUGAGAUAAU
Molecule: messenger RNA, 8196 nt
Organism: Grus americana (Whooping crane)
Lineage: Eukaryota; Metazoa; Chordata; Aves; Gruiformes; Gruidae
Gene: CRACD
Product: capping protein inhibiting regulator of actin dynamics
Exons: 14
Coding region: 785-5260 (1491 amino acids)
Biological process (GO): maintenance of gastrointestinal epithelium; negative regulation of barbed-end actin filament capping
Source: RefSeq, a predicted model, not a curated record